AUGGCCGUUACUCGCAGUCAACGUCGUACGCCCUCACCAGCGCCAGAUACCCGCGGCAAGAAGGGUAAUGGGGAGUAUCCUACGCCAGCCAGGGUAAGGGUAUUCCAAAUGCGUACAGAAUUGGGAUAUUCAGCCAAAUCCGUCGAAAAAGAGACUGGUAUACCAAUUCGAACCCAGGGCUAUUGGCUACGAAGUCAUAAUGAACGCCGUACAGGCAAAAAUCGACCAGGGAGACCCUCAAAAAUCCCUGGAGAUACUCUUGAUCAAAUUAUUAAAGACCUAGCAGGUCAUUAUAGCAUUCGCAAGCUUGAUUAUGAGACGCAAAUCAAGCGCUAUAACCUCAAUGUUUGCGUCAAUACUCUUCGAACAGCUCUGCAGCAACAAGGCCUCUGA
Molecule: messenger RNA, 393 nt
Organism: Endocarpon pusillum Z07020
Lineage: Eukaryota; Fungi; Ascomycota; Eurotiomycetes; Verrucariales; Verrucariaceae
Exons: 1
Coding region: 1-393 (130 amino acids)
Source: RefSeq, a predicted model, not a curated record